AGAUUUAAAUUUGGAAUGUCUACUUCAAAGUUGUCUAUGUUCAAGGAAGUUUUACCGAAAACAGGACAACUUUAUCAAGAAGAUUCCCCAUCACUUGUGCUUUGUAAACCCAAGAUUAUGCCACUCAAGUCCAUUACUCUGGAAAAGAUGGAAAAAAUGCAAAAAGCCGCUCAGGAAGCAUUGCAGAAGCAACAAAAAGAGAUGGAAAACAAAAGCGAGAGUUAAACUAACUUAAAUAUAACACAAACUUAUUACUGUACUAUUUAUAUAUUAAAUAAAACUCUUCACUGUUGUCAUGGAUUCUACAAACUCCCCAUUUACAUUAUUGGGAAAGCAAAUGAUCACGCCUUCCCCAAAAACUAAUAAGCAGCGUAACUCGUAUCGAACUAAGUCUUCCAUGUCGGAAGCUGACGAGACGCUUUUCGGGGUUCCUACACGAUAUGCGCAACAAGUUGAGACCAAACGUCCCAGCAGCGGCAAACAGUGGGACCCGCCGUGGGUAACAAGCCCAACAAAGAAAGGAGCUCCGCUGCUAUGGACCCCAUUUGAUUACAAGGGGUUUGACGACUCCUUAUCACCAGAAGGAAAUGAGAACACACGCUCUAACACUAAACCAAGAACUCCACGUUCUGCUCGUACACCGAACAAGUACAGGUUAAAAAAGCACACACCUACUUAUGUGGAUGAAACAUUAUUUGGUUCAAGGCUUAAAGAUCCAUCAUUUCAAGUCCCAUGGAGUGGCAGCAACAACAGUAAUAACAAUGAGUCAAAAGAUAUAUCGUGGUCGCCCGAUAUGAAAAAUUUAACACCUAGACCUGGAGAAAUCAUUCGUCCAGUUUGUCCACUGAGUGUAUAUGAUGAUCCUUACAUCCCUCCUACUCCACGAGAUGCACCAAGAUCAGCUCCCGUGAUCCGGGCAAGACCUGGCUCCUUGAUCAAAACUCCGCAAAAGAAGUCAUCGAAAUAUGGAGGAGUAAAACAAAAACUCGAUUUUUCAGAUCCUGACGAGAAACAAAAAGAAGAGCUUAUCCAGCGAGCAUUGCGACUCGCUCAGGUGUCACGGGAGGCAGCGGAGCAGAACGAGAUGCGACUUAACCUCGAAAAUGCGAGAAAUGAUUUUACAUGGAAGAGACCUUCCUCUGCUUCAACAGUUCAUUCUCAACGUAAUAGACCAAGAUCGGCCAGAAUGAGCGAUUUUCAAGAAAAUGAGAAUUUCUUAUCAGCCACCGGUGUGAGGGUCCCAUUAUCUGCGCGAUCGGACAGUGGUAGUCGCCCGAACUCAGCUAGGUCGCGACCAUCAUCGGCACGUAGAAGUAACAUGGGUGGUUCAUCAACAGAUCGACCAUCAUGGAGGCCGUGACAAUUUUCUUAUUAUUAACAACAUAAGAUAAGUUGUAACAUCUUAUUCUAUUUUAUUUAGAAGGCUAAAACUGAACAUUUUGGUACGUCAACCAGUCAUUCCUAUACUUUUUGUUCCACGAUAAAAAUAUUUAACAGUAGUAAUGUUUUGGCUUUAGAUACCCUAAUUCAAGAAAUCUAUUUUAAACUCUUUAAAUCAUAUAAUAAAAAGAUUUAAAUUGUUUUAAACAGGCUUAACCUUUUUAAAAGGUCAACUCAAAUUAUUACCCAAUUUUGAGUCACAACCCAGUAGUUAGAAGUGCUUCUGCUCACUGACUACAACGCCAACAGCAGAAAUAGUUUUUCUGAAUUAUUUUUACCCCCCAUCAAAGAAAAUAAAUUACAGGUUUUCCACACCAUGUGUUUUUAUCAUUUUUUUAGCUCAAUGCUGUUAUACAGUAUAUAUUAUGGGUUUGAGCUCCUAUAGACUGUGCUUUUAUUUAUGCAGUUGUGCAUAACAAACCUAGUAAUUCAGACAAGUGUUUAUGUAGUACUGGUAGUACCGAUAAAGUUGAACUCCAUUUCAAUUCUGUUUCACCUUUUUAUUUGUUUAUUAUCAACAAUUUUAUAUUGCAACGCUAAUUUUCGAGCUCUAUAAGUGCAUAUACAUGUGCGCAAAUGGUACAAAAACUCUUCUAUAUUUAUAAACUGAAAGAUAUCAAAACAAUAAAAUUAAUUUGCGAAUACAAAUUUUACAGUGUAUGUAUGUGCUGUUGUUUUACAAAAGAAUUUUAACUUUAUGUUUUCACAUGAGACUUUUAAUAUUACAUCUUAUUAAAUUCUCACAUAUUU
Ciona intestinalis (vase tunicate) is the source of this 2190-nucleotide messenger RNA. The record is from RefSeq and is a predicted model, not a curated record. NCBI's taxonomy places the organism in Eukaryota, Metazoa, Chordata, Ascidiacea, Phlebobranchia, Cionidae.